Messenger RNA from Rhagoletis pomonella (apple maggot), 1584 nucleotides. RefSeq names its product glucose-fructose oxidoreductase domain-containing protein 1. The transcript has a single exon. The record is from RefSeq and is a predicted model, not a curated record. Gene Ontology annotation, molecular function: nucleotide binding. Bases 88 to 1257 code for a protein of 389 amino acids. Lineage: Eukaryota; Metazoa; Arthropoda; Insecta; Diptera; Tephritidae.
UCAGCUGAUUACUUGUUCUGUUUUUAUUUAUUGUUUUUGCAACUGCAGCGUAGAAAAAAAUUGUUUACUCACGGUCGUAGGUCUGCAAUGUUGCCGGGAGUAGGAAUUUUCGGAACUGGUGAAAUCACCAAGGUGCUUGUGCCAUUACUGCGAGAAAAAGGCUUCGAUAUAAAAGCCAUAUGGGGGCCAUUGAAGGAGGCAGAAGCAGUGGCACAGUCGCAGAAAAUUGCAUUUUUCACAAACAAAAUCGAUGAUGUGCUACUUCGGAAAGACGUCGACUUGGUAUUCAUUGUAUGCCAACCUUUUCAACAUGCAGAGAUAUCCAAAAAGGCAUUAGGCAUUGGCAAACAUGUUGUUUGUGAUCGACCAAUGGGACUACAUCAAGCAGAUGCUUUGAAAAUGGUGCACGCUUCACAGUACUAUCCGCGACUUAUAACUUUGGUUAAUUAUUCGCUCCGUUUUCUUCCUGCCUUUACACACAUGAAACGAUGUUUACAGGAGGAACUUAUUGGACCGAUGAAUGAAAUAUCGCUUGUCGAUAUACGCGUACAACUAGGGACGCUGUUUCCCGAGAAGUUCGAUUGGAUGUGCGAUGCCGCUAUGGGUGGCGGAGCAUUGAAUUUGGUUGGUAGUCAUGUGAUCGAUUUGGUCAGUUAUCUGUUACAACAACAUGCAGUUCGCGUACACGGAGUAGUGCGUUCAUAUACGAAGACAACUGCGGCAGUAAAUGGCAUACGACAAAUUUCAGCUCCAGAUUUUUGUACAUUUCAAAUGGAAUUAGCAGGUGGAGGCGCACUGGUCACUGUGGCUCUACACAGUCAUACAGUGCCUGCUAAAGCAUUUUCACAAGAAGUGCUAAUUUGUGGUAGCAAAGGUCAUUUGGCUGUACGCGGAGGAGAUUUAUUUGUAUUCAAACACAAAGCAGAUCCACCACAGUUGAAAGAAGAAGCUGUCUACGUUGAUGUUCAGGAUUUGCACUUUGCCACUUCAGAAUCUAUGUUGCCACGGCCUUACAUAAAGGGUUUAUGCAAGAUGGUGGGUGCAUUGAAGGAAGCGUUUGCUGAUAAAGAUGCUUCGUGGGUAAAGGAACCUGUGCAAGCUGCCGCAACAUUCGAGGAUGGGCUAUAUGUUCAGGCGGUACUAGAUGCUAUUCGUAAAUCAAGUGAAACCAAAUCUUGGCAACGGGUUAGAAUCACACCGGAGACACCUUCGAACCACGAACAAAUAAUGACUUUUGCGCGCAUGUCAACUAUGUGAAAUCACCAAGUUUCGCCAAAUUGCUAAACCCGUUACAUAUUACUACUCGAGGAGAAUUAGGUUUUCCCGGGAGUUUCUAAUGCAUUUCACAUUCUUAUGAUAAUAUACAAAGUGGUGGCCUGUUAACUUAAAUUCUCUUUGUAUUAUAUCCUAAACAUUGGAAUAAUUUACUUACAUCCAUACAUAUUUCCACACCUCUCGAAACGUAACAAAAAAAAGUCGUAAAUUUCUGCAUUAUAAAUUUCUUUAUAAAAUCAUUUUAUGCAUAUUUAAACUAAGUGACUUAGUAUUAGUUGAAGAAAUAAAAGGAAAACAAAAACAAAUACA